AUGUUUUUCUUGGUUGCAAGGACGAGGAACUUGAAGCCCGAUAAUUUAUACAAUGAGAGAUCGGGAGGAUUCGAGAAGUCAUCUCGAAUUUUGAUGUUUUUUACAGCGAAAGGUCGGGACAACCGGUUGGAUAACCCGGUGAGUUAUUUUACGCUCCAAGGUUUGCGACGAGAGGUCGGGAAAUUCGAAGAGUUGUUGCAAGCUCUAUUAUUUUUCGAAGAAAGGAUGGGGAGACCUGGCAAGGUGUGUCGCACCACAGUUAUUACCAAAGCGCGAAAGGAAGGAUACGGGUAUUUACCAAGGUGUCGGGAGAGCCCGACGAAGGCUUGGACAUUUUAUAACAAGAAGUCCGGAGAGUCCAACGACGAAUUUCGGGACGACCCGAGGAAUUAUUACAAUGCUCCAAUAUUCUCUCACGACCCGAAAGGAUGGGGCAAAGGGACCUGUUCGGAUGCGCCGAUAGGAUCCCGCACCCCAUAUAUAAUUCGUUUCUACGAUUUUGGUGUGCGAAGUCCCAUGUUGCAGUUUAGCAUUCGAAGACAGUCCAUUGGCGGAGGAUCGGGUUCGCGUAGCUCAGAUGACCUCAGUCUUUCCCGGACGGAUCUCCACCACACCUUAAGGAACACCUAA
Striga asiatica is the source of this 630-nucleotide messenger RNA. The record is from the annotation of a GenBank genome assembly. Lineage: Eukaryota; Viridiplantae; Streptophyta; Magnoliopsida; Lamiales; Orobanchaceae.